CCAUAUAACCUUAUGAGUUAUGAGUCUUCUACCCCCUUGCUACACUUGUGACCUUAUUUUGUACCUAAUUCGCAUGUAUCAUCUAAAGCACCCUAAAAUCACAUCAAAUUCAAAUAGGAACGAAAUAGGGAUGCAAUUGACGAUGUUCAAGCAAUUAUGCACAUGAAUUUGCAUGAAAAAACCUUAAUAUGAAGGGUAAAUAACACCAAUUUAGGUGUUAUCAGUUCAAUUCGAUUAACCACUAACCAAUAUAGUGGUUAGCCAUUAACUAAUAAGCAAAAAAUCAUUACCGAUGACCAAACCGAUAAGCUUUAUCAGUUAAUCGUCUUUUAUCGGUUUAGUUAGCGUUUAGUUUGGCGGUUAACCAAAUCCAAAUUUCAUAAGAAAUAAUAUCAAUACAACAUUCAUCGUAAUUCAUAAUUUAAAUCCAAAUUUCAAUACAUCAUAUAAGCAAUAAUCAAACUUAUUUAUCCAAUUAGAGAGUACCAACUACCAAGACAUCCAACACAAGGAUCACAUUAUCAUUCACAAACAACAAAGAAAAAUAUCACUGGGGUGUGAGGUUUGCUCUGUCAACUGCAAAGGGGAGUUAGAGAGGGGUGACUUUCGGGUUAUGAAUUUUAAUCACAUUUGGGACUCUUGGUGGAUGAUUGUUUGCAAUAGGUGGGAACUGGAUAUUUGGAAUUGCGACUUUGGUUGUGAAGACUUGAUAUAUACACAUGUUUUUCUCCACCAUUCUUGUACCGUUUGAGUUUUAUUUCUCGUGUUUUAGGCCGAUUUCACGCUAGGUUGUUCUUGCUUGUGAUAUUUCAGGUUCUAGUACGUGAAUGAAGGUUUGGUAGUGAGUUCGGGGUCGAUUGGACGAAGAUUGGACGUUUGGCGAGAAGCUGAGAAGCCACAACGGGCACGCCUAAAAACCCACACGGUCGUGUGACCUGGCCGUGUGGCACCAAAUUGCACGGGCAAGCCACACUGGCCGUGUAGGGGGACCCCUUGUGGCCGUGUGGAAAGUCCAGGGAGCUCACACUAGAAGCCUGAAAAUCCACACGGCCGUGUGGUUUUGGCCGUGUAGCGUACCUGAAGCCACUUAAGUGAAACGCGGCGUUUUGCACACUCAUACGGGCAGCUGGGAAAGCCACACGGUCGUGUGGCCUGGCCGUGUGAUCGGGAAUUUCUGGGUUUUAACCCAAUUUCGAGCCAAAGGAGAGAAGAAUAGACUUUUUGGAUAAAAAACAGAGUUUUAGAGAGAGAAAGUGCGAAGAACAAACCCUAGGAGCUAUUUGGAGUGGAUUUCUCAACAUUGAAGCCCAGAUUGCAUCCCCAGGAGUGAAGAUUGACAUCCCAUAGCAGAUUCUUCCCAUUGUUAUGAGUAUGACUGCUUUGUAUUCUGUUUCCCUCUCUCUCUCUCUCUCUCUCUCUCUAUGGAGUAUAACUCUCUCUCACUUGGGUAUGAAGAACCCUAGUUCCAUGUGUUAGGAAUCUUGAUUGUAAUUAUGUUUGGAUUGUGAUAUUGCUUUAUUAUAAUCGAUUGAAGUGUUUUGAUUGAGUCAAUUGAAGUCUGAUUAUUUUUUAUUGAUUGGAAUCUAAUUCCAGUAGUGGAGUUCUGUAUUCAUUGCCUUAGCGUUCUAUCCCGGUGAAGACUAGUCGUCUGCUGGGUAGUUUGACUAAGAGGGCUUGGUCAGCUUAAGAGAUUCCAAGCUACUGUCGGAUCUUCCGCAGUAUAAUCAGCAGUAAAACAACCAAAAGUAAUUACAACUAUGACCUAACUAAGGAGAUAGGGGGACUCAUUCCCGAGUGACUCUUCCUUUGCUUUAGAAAACCGAACCAUUUCAUGCUUUCUUACUACUUUUACUUAAAUCAACAAUUACUUAACUUAGUUUGCUAGAUAACAGAUAUACAUGGAGUAGGCAGUAGAUCUAGACCCCGGGUUGACAAUUAGAGCUUGCCUAUUACUGCAUUUCCGGACUGGGAUUACACUUGGUCGUAGUUUGGUGUUGUGUUUUAGCGUGUCAAGUUUUUGGCGCCGUUGCCGGGGAGCCUCUAGGUUAUUGGGGAAACGUGAAAGUUCGUUACUCUAGCUUUUUCUUUACUGCAUUUUCUCUCUUCCACCUAUGUGCCUUCACGGGUUGCUUUUGCUGAUUGUGUGCAGGUAGUGCAUGACCCGUAGCCAGUCGGGAGAUUUACUACCAUUAGACCAGGAGCUUGAACGAACCUGUAGGAACUUCAAGCGGGCUCUAAUGGAGAGACUGGCUGCGGAGGAGGCUCUAACCCAGCUGCAAUAGAGCCGCGGACAUGAGGUCGCCCAUUCAGCACCCUCAUGUCCCAGCCAACAACUUUGAGGUGAGCACCUCGGUCAUCACUAUGUUGCGCGGCUCGGUAGUAUUCCGUGGCAAAGAGGGGGAGUGCCCGCGAUCACAUCUGAGGCGAUUCUACGAGCUCAUCGAUGGAAUCAAGAUAAAUGGGGUCCCAGCCGAUGCAAUCCAGCUGAGGUACUUUCCAUUUACUCUGGAGAGGCAAGCCAAGAAGUGACUGGACACUCGACCUCCAGGCUCGAUCACCACGUUCGCCAACCUGACGGACAAGUUCCUCACCCGCUAUCAUCCUCCAUCAAAAACGGCGGACUUGCAGAAGCAGAUCACCCACUUUGCCCAGGAUGAAGAUGAGACCAUCCGGGACGCAUGGGAGAGAUAAACUAGUCUCUUCCUGAGGUGUCCUAGUCAUUAUUUCAAUGAUGCUUUUAAGGUGGGCACCUUCUCCAAUGUCACCUCAACUGGGAUAACUAACUAUGGGUACGUACUACCUCCUUUAAACGGAUUUUAUUCGUCCGCACACAAGUCGAGCAAGCUGAUGUUCAUGCAUGUUACCCCACAAACAUUAACUAGAUGGACAUCUAAUAAGCAGGGGUACGGUUG
Molecule: messenger RNA, 2912 nt
Organism: Linum trigynum
Lineage: Eukaryota; Viridiplantae; Streptophyta; Magnoliopsida; Malpighiales; Linaceae
Source: the annotation of a GenBank genome assembly